Eucalyptus grandis is the source of this 1317-nucleotide messenger RNA. RefSeq lists its product as uncharacterized. Bases 264 to 1142 code for a protein of 292 amino acids. The transcript has a single exon. Lineage: Eukaryota; Viridiplantae; Streptophyta; Magnoliopsida; Myrtales; Myrtaceae. The record is from RefSeq and is a predicted model, not a curated record.
CUCAUUUUUUUUUUAUUUUCUGUGUUUGGUGGGCACGAGAAAAUUAUUUGAACCUAGUUUUACAAGUACCUUUGGCGCAUUACGUCAGAGCUGGAACGAUGGACGUGGACACCACUCCACUGACCAUUUCGCAGAAAUUUAGAUAAAUAGACGGAUUGCCCUUCUUGCUCUGUUCUGUUCCUUCUCUUGCUUUUGAAUUCUAUUCAAUUCAAUUCAUCAUUUGUUUUUUUCAUUAUUGCGUCCGCCAUCAUCGACCCGAGACGAUGGCGUGGCCGAGCAGGCGUUGUCCGUGGCCGCACAAGCCCCAGUUCGUGAAUUCUUCCAUCUUGAAGCAGAGCUUCCAUGUCCUCACCGUCACUCUCCUCAGCCUCUUGCUUCCUCUCUCGUUCCUCCUGCUGGCGAGGCUCGCGUGCGUCAGCUAUUACUCGUCGGUGCUCGCCGACUCGAUCCCGCAGAUCCUCCCGUUUCCUCUGUCCUUCUUGUUCAAUGCUAAUCCGAGCCCGCUUCAUGCACUUGUGGCCUUUUUCACGGUUUGCACCCUCCUGCACGGGUUGACCGGGAGGAUCACCCCGCUGAGCGAGCGGCCGCUGCCACCGCCAGGGACGGCAUUUCACCAGGCUCGCCUGCCCAUGGCCUGGGCCGUCCUAUGCGCGGUGCAGGUCUGCGUUGGCCUUGGCAUUGAGGGGAGCAUUGCCGCCGGGGUCGACGGGUCGCCGCUGCGCCUGGGCAGCGCCGAGAGGAGCCUGCUGAGCAAGGCGAUAUUCUUCCUCGGGCUCCAUGAGACGACGGCCUACUGGUCGAGGGUGGUGGUGAGGCCGGUGGCAGAUGACACGGUGUUCGGCGGUCCGCAGGCGGAGGAGGGGCUGCUCGGGAGGGUGGUGGUGGCGGCGGGGUUCGGCGGGCUGUGGUGGUGGAGGUUGAGGGGGGAGGUGGAUGCGAUGGUGGUGGUGCCGGAGGUCAAGAAGGAGCUGAUGAUGGGCAUUGGGGUGGCCGAUUUCGCGGGGUGGUGGCUGUAUUACCUGACGGUGACGAUCGGGAUGGUCAGGAUUGUGAAGGGCCUCAUGUGGGUUGGGAUCGUUCUGUUCUGCAGAAAAGUAAAACGGGACUUGGGCGAGCUGUCUUUGGAUGAGGAAAUAGUCUAAAAAAGGUGGGUCCACAAGCUUUUCCGUCGCAAUGGCUUUUGUAAUCUGUACUGUUUCCACGGAGAUAAUUGAAUUCCUUCUUUGCACAUUUCUUGGUCAACGCCUAAUGUUUUCAUUGUACUAUCUUCUUCUAUCCAUUGACAACUUCUUCUGUAUUAACUUUCCGUUCGGAGAA